Molecule: messenger RNA, 1221 nt
Organism: Exophiala aquamarina CBS 119918
Lineage: Eukaryota; Fungi; Ascomycota; Eurotiomycetes; Chaetothyriales; Herpotrichiellaceae
Exons: 2
Coding region: 1-1221 (406 amino acids)
Molecular function (GO): iron ion binding; 2 iron, 2 sulfur cluster binding
Source: RefSeq, a predicted model, not a curated record
AUGGCAGCAACUGUAAAACGAUUCCUAGGAUACGGGCAAGAGAGGCAGGAUGCUUCCACAACAAAACGUGGUCUGCCAGCCUCAUGGUAUCGCAGCCCGGAGAUGUAUGAACUCGAACGACGUGCUAUUUUCUCUAAGAAAUGGAUAUUGGUGACCCAUAGGAGCCGAUUUGAAAAUCCUGGAGACUACCUACGCAUUACAGAAGCUGGCUUUUCUUUCUUUCUUUCACUGGGAAAGGACGACGUUCUAAGAGGAUUCCACAACAUUUGCCGGCAUCGAGGUUUUCCGUUACUUCAUAACGAUGAAGGGAAUGCUAAAAUACUCGCUUGCAAAUAUCAUGGGUGGUCGUAUGGUAUCAAUGGAAAGCUCGCUAAGGCACCCCACUUUGAGGAUUUUUCCGACUUUGACAAAGACAAGACUAGUCUUUUACCUAUUCACGUUCACAUUGAUCAACUCGAGUUUGUGUGGGUGAAUCUCGAGGCUACUGAGGUGCCCACAACAUCCUGGGAUGAACAACUAGAUGGAGUUGAUCGGCAGAAACGAUUUGAAGGGUUUAACUUUUCUCAAUAUCGAUUCGACCAUACUUGGGGGAUGCAAGGGGAGUAUAAUUGGAAGGUCUUGGCCGACAAUUAUAACGAAUGCCUGCAUUGCCGUACCGCUCAUCCAGACACUGCUGGAUUAGUCGAGAUAGACGCGUACCGCGUUGAGGGCAAGGCUGGUAACCUACAGCAUUACAAUAGGCGUCAAGAAGAUGGCAUAAUAGACUUCAAGCUGGCAAGUACUUACUACUUUCCCAAUGCUUGCAUGACGGUCACCCCAGAUUUCUUUUAUAUGAUGAGGUGUGUUCCAAUAUCUUCUACGGAGUCCUCUAUGGAGUACGAGGUGUACCGAAAGAUUGAUGGCGAUCCAGUUGAAUUUGACAAGGUGGAUCGACUUUUCAAACGAGUUCUUGCCGAGGACAAAUGGCUUUGCAACGAGACUCAAAAAAACCUAGCGGCUGGCGUGUAUGUCAACGGCCCUCUGCAUCCAGCUUACGAAUUUGGGCCCUUGUAUUUCCAAUCAAUUGUGAAGAGGGCUGUUCUAGAGCAUCACAAGGAAGAAGAGAAACAAAAAUCUCUUAUAUGGCCUGCGUCUCCAACCGUGGGAUCAUCCGCAGACGAAGAUGAGGCCUUCUGUGCUGGAUUGAGCUGUGGUUCAGAAUCAAAUUCACUUGCAUGGUGA